GCCAACGAACUGUCACUACUGACAGUUCGUGUUGUGAAAAAUGAUAUUGUGGUUGAAUUUUAUAUUGUUUUUAUAAGUAAUAUUAUAAAUUUUACUGUACUGGUAUAUUUAAUAAAAGGAUAGGCCUUAGUUAUGGAAUUUUUAAAAGUUGAAAUACAGGACAAUUUUGUUAAAUGUAACCCAGGAUGUGUAGAGAGUCACUUCUCUACAUCAACAGAUCUUGGAGUUUUGAAGAAUGAACCAGCUGAAGAUAACUCAGCUAUAGAACUAAAAACUGAAAUCAAGAAUGAGCCCAUUGAGGGCGACCAACAAUUUAUAGAGAGGCAGCUAUCCAGGUCCCUAGAUCUGGAAGACUUUAAGAAUGAAGCAGAGGAAGACUCAGAUUUUUUCCCAAAGAACCGAGUGGAAAUUGUGAAUACUUUACCUGGAAAUCCAUAUAAUAAAAAUCAACGAUUCAGUCUAAAGUAUGAAGAAGCAACAGUAAACGAUUCUGCUUAUGCUACAGAUUUCCCUAGCAUAAAUAAUUUAAAUAAAAAUACAAUCAUUCAGACUGAAGAAGGGCUUUACAAAUGUGAAAUUUGCCUUAAGCAAUUUUCUCAGAAAAGUAAUUUUACAAAUCAUUUUAGAGUGCACACUGGAGAGAAGCCUUAUAAGUGUGAAAUUUGUUUUAAGCAGUUUUCUCAGAAAGGUCAUUUGAAACCACAUAUGAGAUUGCACACUGGAGAGAAGCCUUAUAAGUGUGACAUUUGUUUAAAGCAAUUUAGUCGAGUAAAUAUCUUAAAGGAUCAUAGGAAAGUUCACACUGGAGAAAAGCCGUACAAGUGUGAAAUUUGUUUCGAUGAGUUUGCUUACAAAUGUAAUUUCAAAAAACAUUUGAUGUUACACAAUGGAGAAAAAAGUGCGAAGAAAAAGAAGUGUGAAAUUUGUUUAAAGCAGUUUAGUGCAUCAAGUCUUUUGAAAAGACAUAUGAGAGUGCACACUGGGGAAAAACCUCACGAGUGUGAAAUUUGUUUUAAGCAGUUUAGUGAAGCAGGUAAUUUGAAAACACAUUUGAGAGUGCACACCGGAGAAAGGCCUUACCAGUGUGAAAUAUGUUUGAAGCAUUUUGGCGUAGCAGGUCAUUUGGAAAGGCAUAGGAGAGUACAUACUGGAGAAACACCUUAUGAGUGUGAAAUUUGUUUUAAGCAGUAUACUAGAGCAAGCCAUUUAAAAACACAUUUGAGAGUGCACACUGGGGACAAACCUUACCAGUGUGAAAUUUGUUUUAAGCAGUUUGCUACAGCAAGUCAUUUAAAAUCACAUUUUAGGAUGCACAGUGGGGAAAAACCUUACAAGUGUGAAAUUUGUUUGAAGCAGUUUUCUCAACCAGCUACCUUGAAACACCAUAUUAGAUUACAUACAGCAGAAAAGGCUUUUAAGUGUGAAAUUUGUUUUAAGGAAUUUCGUGCAGCAGGAAAUUUGAAGAUUCAUUUAAGACUACACUCUGGAGAAAAGCCGUACAAUUGUGAAGUUUGUUUUAAGCAGUUUAGUACAGCACAACAUCUGAAAAGACAUAGGAGAGUGCACACUGGGGAAAAACCUUACGAGUGUGAAAUUUGUUUUAAGCAGUUUAGUGAAGCAGGUAAUUUGAAAACACAUUUGAGAGUGCACACUGGAGAAAAGCCUUACAAGUGUGAAAUUUGUUUUAAGCAAUUUAUGGAAGCAAGUAAUUUGAAAACACAUUUGAAAGUACACUCUGGAGAAACACCUUACGAGUGUGAAAUUUGUUUUAAGCAGUUUAGCAAAGCAGGUAAUUUAAAAGGACAUUUGAGAGUGCACAGUCGGGAAAAACCUUAUAAGUGUGACAUUUGUUUUAAGCAAUUUUCUCACACAUGUAAUUUGAAAAGACAUUUGAUCUUACACAAUGGAGAAAAACUUGAAAAAAGCGAAGAAAAAAAAGUGUGAUUUUUUUUUAUUUACAUAAAGCCGCAUCAACCAUGGAAAGUUAUUAGCGGAUGUUGAACAAUUACAAUAUAAUUAUUACAUUUUAUAAAAUAAAUUUAUAUCCUUAAGAUAAUUAA
Molecule: messenger RNA, 2060 nt
Organism: Diabrotica virgifera virgifera (western corn rootworm)
Lineage: Eukaryota; Metazoa; Arthropoda; Insecta; Coleoptera; Chrysomelidae
Product: zinc finger protein 665-like
Exons: 3
Coding region: 133-1944 (603 amino acids)
Cellular component (GO): nucleus
Source: RefSeq, a predicted model, not a curated record